Molecule: messenger RNA, 577 nt
Organism: Daucus carota subsp. sativus
Lineage: Eukaryota; Viridiplantae; Streptophyta; Magnoliopsida; Apiales; Apiaceae
Exons: 2
Coding region: 153-347 (64 amino acids)
Source: RefSeq, a predicted model, not a curated record
UUGGAGCCUAUUAAAAUUAAAACGACACCGUUGUAGCCCAUCGUCUUUAAUCUCGCUUUGCUUCUCACACCGCAGCCAUUGGAAGUAGGUUGCAAGUUGCUAAACAAGAUUUAUACAUACCAGAACAAGCUUGAAAGGUUUAGAAAAAGAUCAUGGCUGGAUUUUUAAGCUUUAAUAACCUCGCACCAAAGACCAAAAAUAUAGUUGUUGCUGGAGGACUGACAUCCUUUGUCUUCGGGGUGUACUUCUACACCAUGAGAGCUGUUGGAGGUACAGAUGAACUUCAGGUUGCUAUCGAUAAGUUUGAAGCAGAGAAAGGCAAAAGUGAAACUGAAGUAAAGGUCUGACAUCCUUGCCACUCUACCGAAGAAAAAAGAUAUGUUUGCGAGUAGUUUUGUGUAACGGCAAGGAGAUUGUAACUCAACCCUGCAAAGUUUGAAUAAAUUGCCAAAUACGCAGUUGCAACUUGUGAUUAUUUAGCAAUUAGCAUGGACGCAAGUAUAAUGUUUGAAUGGUAUAAACUGAGUUUUGUUGGGAAAGAACUUAUAUAUUAAGCCAGUUAUAAUUUUCUUGGGUA